GACAGAGGGAGAGACCCGGUUCGUCAGGAUGGGGACCCUGCAAUGGGCUUUGGCUCUGCUCAUACUCAUAUGUGGCUUUGUACAGGAUUCUACUGUCAUCUUGAACUUCGCUCAAUCAUCCACAACCAGCAGCUCCAAUGGCACAGUAACUGAUACACCACCAUUUGAUAACACCACCAGUGACUUCAAUGGAACAGUAACUACUGAUACACCACCUCCUGAUAACAGCACCAAUGACUUCAAUGGAACAGUAACUACUGAUACACCACCUCCUGAUAACAGCACCAAUGACGUCAAUGGCACAGUAACUACUGAUACACCACCUCCUGAUAACACCACCAAUGACGUCAAUGGCACAGUAACUACUGAUACACCACCUCCUGAUAACACCACCAAUGACGUCAAUGGCACAGUAACUACUGAUACACCACCUUUUGACAACACCACCAAUGACGUCAAUGGCACAGUAACUACUGAUACACCACCUCCUGACAACACCACCAAUGACGUCAAUGGCACAGUAACUACUGAUACACCAUCUUUUGACAACACCACCAAUGACUUCAAUGGCACAGUAACUACUGAUACACCAUCUUUUGACAACACCACCAAUGACGUCAAUGGCACAGUAACUACUGAUACACCAUCUUUUGACAACACCACCAAUGACUUCAAUGGCACAGUAACUACUGAUACACCAUCUUUUGACAACACCACCAAUGACUUCAAUGGCACAGUAACUACUGAUACACCAUCUUUUGACAACACCACCAAUGACUUCAAUGGCACAGUAACUACUGAUACACCACCUUCUGAUAACACCACCAAUGACGUCAAUGGCACAGUAACUACUGAUACACCACCUUUUGACAACACCACCAAUGACUUCAAUGGAACAGUAACUACUGAUACACCAUCUUUUGACAACACCACCAAUGACUUCAAUGGCACAGUAACUACUGAUACACCACCUUUUGACAACACCACCAGCAUUUCCUCUAGUACUACAAGUACAAAUAAAGGUCACUGUGUAAAUGGGCAUCUCAUUGGCUCGCUGUGCGUGUGUGAUGAGAAUUUCCAUGGCAGCCGGUGCGAGUCAAUUUCCAAUGAUAUAAGACCAGGUGGGGGUCCAUUCAUUGCUAAAGCCAAAGUCACCGUUGUGGUGUCCAACAUGGAAUACUCAGCCAAUCUAACUGAUAAGGAGUCCGACCAAUACAGAGCGUUUGAAGAUAGAUUUCAGCGUGAGAUGGGAAAGUUGUACCAGUCAAUCGCAGACUAUGUUGGCGUCAGGAUCACCUCGAUCAAACCAGGAAGUGUGGUGGUGGAACAUGAAGUGCUGCUAACUGUCGAUUUAAUAAGUGGCCACGAGCAAUACAAUAAUUCAGUCAGAGAACUUAAAGAGACUCUCAUUGGGAAGGACUCCACCUCUAAUGCUCCAGGUUUCUUGGAGUUCAAUGCAAGCAGAACAGAGAUCCAAGACAGAGCCCUGGAUGUUACAGGUCUGUGCUCAGAGUUCAUCCCUGAAGAGAUGCGCCAAUAUUUCUAUGGUGUCAAUGAAUCCAAUAGUCUCCUCUGUGCCAGCAACUGCAGCGCUCAGAACCCCGAGUUCUUCGACUGUAACGCGGGUCAGUGCUCAGUCAGUACCGCAGGACCCCACUGCUACUGCCAGACGUCGGGGCAGUUCUGGUACACAGGGGAGCGGUGUGGGACCUCGGUUAGUAAAGCAGGCGUCAUUGCUGGAGUGACAGUCGGACUUAUCGCUUUGGCCAUUAUAAUUAUCACUCUGGCAAUCAUCAUCUGUCGAUGUGGGAAAAACAAAGCCAAAGAAAGGUUGACUGAUAAUGAACAAUUGUGGUACGAGGGCUGGGAUGGCGAAAGGUUUAAUAAAGGCCAACUCAGGAACUCAGGAUCAGAAUCCAACAGCACCUCUGGGAUUCAGAACCCUGAAUAUUAUAACUUGGAUUUCAAGCCAGCACUGGACAAAGUGGACCCACACAUUAAGUCCUCAGUGGUAGCAGCCGCUUACCAACUCCCAAUCAGGCAGCAUGUUGCGCUUGCAUCUGGGUCCGAGGUCUGUCACAAAAUGGCCGACGCUCCGCGAAGUCUCGUCAACAAGCGUGACUUCCCGCGGGAUCUCACAGAAGCGCGCCAAAAUCCACAGCGAUUGAUUGACGGCUUCAACACCCAAUGGGUACUCUCGGGGGAACCUUCAAGCCCGAACCCACGGCCAAAUACAACAUAG
This is a messenger RNA of Xenopus tropicalis (tropical clawed frog), 2242 nucleotides long. RefSeq names its product mucin-17-like. Lineage: Eukaryota; Metazoa; Chordata; Amphibia; Anura; Pipidae. The record is from RefSeq and is a predicted model, not a curated record. The transcript has 12 exons. Bases 29 to 2242 code for a protein of 737 amino acids.